This is a messenger RNA of Spathaspora passalidarum NRRL Y-27907, 2244 nucleotides long. RefSeq lists its product as uncharacterized. The coding region runs from base 1 to 2244 and encodes 747 amino acids. The transcript has a single exon. Lineage: Eukaryota; Fungi; Ascomycota; Pichiomycetes; Serinales; Debaryomycetaceae. The record is from RefSeq and is a predicted model, not a curated record.
AUGUUAUUAGUUUGGUUAUUAGUAUCAUUAUUAUUACAUUCAAUUCAUGCUCUUGAAGAAAACCACAACAAUUACUACCCGCCAACCGAAUUAGCAGUAGACGAUGAGGAAAUAGUAACUAGAGCCAUCCAAGAAUUACACAACAUAGACGCCGCCUCUGAUUUAAAGACAUGUGACACCUGCAAAACAAGACUUCAAGUUGCAAAGUUCCUUUCCCUUACUCGCCCAGAUUUGGUUCCUCAAAUCUUCACAACUUGGUGUAUUGAAGCUGGUCAUGAUGAAAUUCAAUGUCAUAUGAAUUAUGGAUAUCCAAAUGCAAAUUAUUCAAGCACAGGAAAUGACUUCACAAAAAUGGCUAGUUUAAUGAGUCCUUCAGGCGCCGACGGUGAUUACUUUUGUUAUUAUCAUGAUAAGCAUUGUAAUAUCUUACCAGAAACCCCUAUUGUUGAUUUGUCCAAUUGGUGGCCUCCAAAACCAAGAAUUUAUCCUGCUCCUGAAGGGAAUGGAGACUUGUUCCAUGUGUUGCAUAUCAGUGAUAUCAAUCUUCAAUUGAAUUACAAAAUGUUUGCCGAAGCCAAUUGUUCCCAAAGUCUAUGUUGCACUUCUAGAUGUAGUAAUGACAAUUUCCCACCUGUUGUUAAUGACAAUUUAGAAGGUGGAUAUUAUGACAGUAGUUAUAGCAAGAAUCAUUUCGUCAAAGGUAAUUAUCAAGAUAUAACCAAGUUAAAAAAACCAGUUUGGUCACCAGCACGUCAGUUUGGGGAAUACACAUGUGAUGUACCAGCUUUGUUGUUGAAUAGUACUAUGCAAUGUAUUAGGGACUUACACCAAAAUCACCUUUCAUUUGAGUUUGCCAUUUUCACAGGCGGCACCGUUGAUCACUCAGACAGAAGUUUUGUAACCAAACACAAAGUCUUAAAGUCACAAGAUAUUAGCCACAGAAUAUUAAAACAUUAUCUUGACUCCGUUCCGGUUAUACCUACCUUCGGGGUUCGGGACAUCUUCCCGAUCAAUCAAUUGCCACAAAAGAACUUGACAGAAAAUGUCAACUCUUAUCAAUGGCAAUUUGACUUUUUGUCUGAUCUUUGGCUGGAAUUAGGUUGGAUUGAUUUUGAUGCUACAAAACAAGUUCGAUAUUCCCAAAUUGGCUUUGCCUUGACUACUCUUCGUGGGCUAAAGAUAAUCUCAUUGAAUUCAAAUGUAUGGAAUGUCAAGAACUUAUAUGCAUUUUGGGACAUGCUCUCCCUAGAUUCAUUUGGAAUAUGGAGGUUCUUGGUUGAUGAAUUGCUCCAAUCUGAAAAGCAAAACCAGCGAGUGUGGAUUUUGGCCCAUUUACCCACCAAUCACCAAUCACUCCCACUACCAACAAAAAUAUUCGCCCAAAUAAUUGAACGAUUUUCCCCCAAAGUAAUUGCCGCUAUCUUCUUUGGCAAUAUUCAAGUAGAUACCUUCAUGAUCCAUUAUGCCGGCGAUGGUACUGAUACUAGACAAAUCACUAACGCUAUUAAUCAUGCCUUGAUUGGUCCAUCCAUCAGCCCAUAUGCAGGAAUGAACCCUAGUUGGAGAUAUUAUGCCGUUGAUGGCUUAAGUUUUAGUGUUGUCAAUUCAUUCACCUAUUAUACAAAUUUAGAGACCACAUUCCAUAAUGAUGGAGCUGAACCAGUGUGGGAGUUUGGAUAUAGUGCACGAGAUAUUUAUGAUCCUGAUCAAAUUUGGCCUCCUGAGUCCCCAUUGAAUACAGAAUGGUGGCAUCAUGUCAGUGAAAAAAUCUAUGAAAGUGCUCUUAUGCAAGCUACUUAUGAGAAAUUCGAGAGGAGAGGUAGAGAAAGCGAUGUAGUGGAUGUUGAUACUUAUUGUAAAUUAACUAGUUUUACAUUUGAUGCCAAAAUACAGUGCAUGGUUGGUGAUGAUCAAGAUGACUUUAUUGAGCCUCAAGAGGCAAAUGAUUAUAUUCCCUCACUUAAACCGUAUGAAAAAGUCACUUAUGUUGAAAAGGAAAGGGAAGAUCCAGAAGAGGAAUAUAAUAACAAAGUGGAGCAAGUGAAACAACAACCAAAGUACGAAAACGUGGGUAGUGUAGUUGAUGCGAUGGAGGGACAAGAGUUUAAUAAUACAGAAAUAGAGCCAUUAGAAGAAGAAAUCAAGUUUGCUAGUCAAUUCAGGAAUAAUAAAGGUAAAUCUAUUUCACUUAAGGAUAGGAUAAGAAACCAUAAUGCUAGAAUUACCCAAUUGAAUAGAUUAUAA